Aphanomyces invadans is the source of this 496-nucleotide messenger RNA. RefSeq lists its product as hypothetical. The transcript is spliced from 3 exons. The record is from RefSeq and is a predicted model, not a curated record. Lineage: Eukaryota; Oomycota; Saprolegniomycetes; Saprolegniales; Verrucalvaceae. Gene Ontology annotation, biological process: respiratory electron transport chain. Bases 26 to 382 code for a protein of 118 amino acids.
CUUUAGGUUUUUGUGGUGGCUGGAGAUGUUCCGAGCGACUCGCGUCCUGUCCAUGGCGGUAACGCAGAAGACGUCCACGGGUCUCGUGGGUCUUGCUGUAAACCCAAACUGGCGUGCCGACCUCAUUAAGUUGUACGGCGAAACCCUCAAGGCGACCCAAACGCACUUGCCAGACUGCUUUUACCGAACGUCGGUGGAGCAAAUCACCAACUUCCGCCUCAAGGCCGUCACCGAACACGAGAACGAAGCAGAAGUUGAAAAGCUCAUCAACUGCGGUCAAGUCGAGGAAUUAAUAGAGCAAGCGGAAGACGAAUUGUUCCUCAUCCCCAAGUAUGCUGAAUGGCGAUUGUGGGAACCUCCUGUCACUCCCAAGGAAGAAUAGAGUCGCGCGCCGCCCUGGGCUCUUCCUUAUUGUGUGGUGGGUGGCCGGCCGAUUCCUCUUGGCCAUCGCAGUCCGCCUUACUAAUUGGACAAAUACGGCAUCUCUCUGAUAUAA